AGUUUAUUGAAAUUGAGCUUAUAUUGUUGUGCAAUUUUCAAUGGGUGUUCUAGUUCAAAAAGACAUGGGGCAGGAUAAAACUGGAAAGAUUCCGGAGGCCAAACAUUUUGGAUCUUGGAUCUUGAAACGUGUUUUGAUUGGACUUACUCUUUGUAUUCUGGCAUAUCUGUGUUUAUGGACCUCGACUUCCGUGAAGAAUAAGUUUUUCCCAUCAUAUCGUAACAAACCAUAUAGGAAAUAUGUGAAUCGUCAUGGAAUUAAAACAAGCAUGUUCCAUCAUAAGCCUUACAUGGAAGCGUUUCGAAAGGUGAAUAGAGGAGAGAAGGUGCUUGGAAGAAAUAGUGCGUCAAGAACAUUAUCAAAUCGGAAAAAUACAAACAAUAAACUAUCAGGCCUGAAAAAGAAGCAGAAAAUUGACCUUAAAGAUAACAAAUUCAAGGGUCCAUUUCAAGAUCCUACCACAGCAAAACCUUUAAAUAAAGGAAGAUGGGCAAAUGAAAGAGAAGAGGUUGUUGAUAGAGCUGUAUUAGAUUAUAAACUCAUGGAGUCUACAAAGCCAAAGAUUGUCAACCAAAGCAAUGUUACUCAAAAUGCUAAAAACAAGGUUAAAAGUGAACAAAUCAAUAAGAAGGAAAAAAGUGGCACAAUCAUUAAUAAAAAUGAAAAGAGCAUCGAUGAAAGCGAAGUGACACCCAAAAAUAGUCAACUUAACAAUAAAAUCAGUAAAAGUCAAGAUAGUGUAAAAUUAAACAAAAAAGGAAUUGAAUUAGAAAAUAAAUUCAAGUUUAAAAUGCACGGCAAUGAAAGUGCUAGAGUUAAGGUAGACACCAUAAAGACGGCAGAGAGAGUGAAACAAAUCCAAAAUGCCAUAAGGAACAGCAUGCUUAAGACUGGAAAUGCAACUGGAAAAUUCAAUAAGCUGACAAAUUUGACAAAGGAAACAAUAAGAAGCAAACUUAGACAAUUUGGGAGUUUGAGAAAUAGCACGCAUCAAAUGAUGAAUCAAAAUGAAAGAAAAUACAAGGCAAAGAAAUAUGGUGAAUUGAAAAAGUUAAGACAGUACAAUGCUACAAAUCAAAAUUUAAAAUCAGAAUAUCCAGAGGAAAGGAACAAUACAAUCGAAUCAAGAAAAAUUGGAAUGAGAAAUUUGGGUGGUCCAAAGAUUAAGCAACAUGACAGAGAAGAAACAAAUGUGAAAUUGGUACCUCAUAAAGAUGAAAGGUCAAAACUUGACAAUCUUACAAAAGCAAAUGUAAAAUCAAAUAUUCCAAAUGAAAAGAUAAAUACAGGCAUAUUGAAGGAAAUUGAAAUGAAAAAUGUGGUGGGUGAAAACAUGAAGCGACGUGACAAAACACAAACAAACAUUAUGAAGCCUUUACAUAAUGAAUACAUGAAAAGGCCAACGCUUGACAGUACUAGAAAAGCAAAAGUGACAUUAUUAGAUAAUCCAAAUGGAAGGAUGGAUGCAAGUAGAAUGAGAAAAAUUGGAAUGAAAAAUGUUGUGGGUGAAAAGAUGAAGCAACGUGACAGAAAACAAACAAAGAUAACAAAACCUUUACCUAAUGAAUACAUGAAAAGGCCAAUGUUUGACAAUUCUAUGAAAGCAAAAAGGAAAUUAGAUAAUCCAAAUGAAAGGAAGAAUGGAAGCAAAUUGAGAAAAUUUGGAAUGAAAAAUGUGGUGGGUGAAGAGAUGAAGCAAC
This is a messenger RNA of Owenia fusiformis, 1700 nucleotides long. NCBI's taxonomy places the organism in Eukaryota, Metazoa, Annelida, Polychaeta, Sabellida, Oweniidae. The record is from the annotation of a GenBank genome assembly.